AUGGGCCUGAACCCGGUGACCCAGGGCGAGCACCGGCUCCGAGUGCCACGGUUCCCGCGGCCCAACUCCAAGUACUGCUCAGCCUCAGAGGAAUCCUUGGGAUGCCAGACGUCAAUUCAACUUCCACCCCAGUCGCCCAAGACGCCCACGUCACCUCAGCAGGGCACAUCAGAUCAGAUGAAAAGCGGCAAACAAGGGGAGAAGACUGAAGUUGACUUGGAUAUUAACCCCAGCCUGAAGAGGGCAGAAUCUAAUCCAUCCGUGAAGCCCGAGAGUCCAGUGCAGAUAACGAAAGAAACAGCUAAGGGCAAACCAAAGCCUAGACCUGGAGACCUGAUUGAAAUUUUUCGAAUUGGCUAUGAGCACUGGGCCAUCUACGUAGAAGAUGAUUACGUGGUGCAUCUGGCUUCCCCAUGUGAGGAAUUUGAAGUCGGCAGCAUCACCUCUGUCUUCAGCAACCGAGCCAUUGUAAAAUACAGCCGUCUGGAGGACGUGUUGCAUGGCUGCUCCUGGAAGAUCAACAAUAAGCUCGAUGGGACAUACGUGCCUCUGCCAGUGGACAAGAUCAUUCAGCGGACAAAGAUGAUGGUCAACAAGACCGUGCAGUACAGCCUGAUUGAGGGGAACUGCGAGCACUUCGUCAAUGACCUCAGAUACGGUGUACACAGGAGUCAACAGGUGGAGCAUGCCUUGAUGGAAGGAGCAAAGGCUGCGGGCGCAGUCCUCUCAGCAGUGGUGGACAGUAUAAGGCCCAAGCCAGUGACCGCCUGA
Molecule: messenger RNA, 771 nt
Organism: Elephantulus edwardii (Cape elephant shrew)
Lineage: Eukaryota; Metazoa; Chordata; Mammalia; Macroscelidea; Macroscelididae
Gene: PLAAT5
Product: HRAS-like suppressor family, member 5
Exons: 6
Coding region: 1-771 (256 amino acids)
Biological process (GO): N-acylphosphatidylethanolamine metabolic process
Cellular component (GO): cytoplasm
Molecular function (GO): glycerophospholipid phospholipase A1 activity; A2-type glycerophospholipase activity
Source: RefSeq, a predicted model, not a curated record